Lutzomyia longipalpis is the source of this 893-nucleotide messenger RNA. Its product is annotated as endocuticle structural glycoprotein SgAbd-2-like. NCBI's taxonomy places the organism in Eukaryota, Metazoa, Arthropoda, Insecta, Diptera, Psychodidae. Bases 283 to 651 code for a protein of 122 amino acids. The transcript has 5 exons. Gene Ontology annotation, cellular component: chitin-based extracellular matrix. The record is from RefSeq and is a predicted model, not a curated record. Gene Ontology annotation, molecular function: structural constituent of chitin-based larval cuticle.
CUGCACCAGAUGGACUUUGUGCAGUAUUCAGUCGCCUUUUCGCACUUCUUCCACAUCGGGAAGACGACCCACCCACACAAUUCACCUGUUCAAAGGAAAACCCCAAUUUUUGUGAUACAACAAAAAAAAACUCCUGGACUUGCGGAGGAGAUUACUUUUUUUGUGAUUUUCGCCUAAUAAAAGAAGUGUUGGAAAAAAUAAUUCAGUGAAUUCCACCCCCACAAUAUUCCCUCCCAUAAGUUUUAUUUUUUUAAGUGAUUUGUGUGCUUUGAGGGAUUAACCAUGAGAAUUAUAAUCGUAUUAUUGGCCAUCGCCUCGAUCGCAUCUGCCCAAAUCCGCGGAAUCGUGCCGAAUCGAGAUGCAAGCGCCGUCAUCUUGAAGCACAUCUAUGAACCAAAUCCCGAUGGUUCGUACGUCUACAGUUAUGAAACCAGCAAUGGCAUCCGAGCCGAUCAGCAAGGGUAUCUCAAAAAUCCUGGCACGCAAAUUGAGGCUCAGGUGAUGCAGGGCUCCUACUCAUACACCGGCCCCGAUGGCGUAGUCUACACCGUGAAAUACAUUGCAGAUGAGAAUGGUUUUAGGGCAGAGGGGGCUCAUCUACCUGUGCCACCACCUCCUCUACGGAAUAACCCACGAUUUGGUGGCUUCUAAGCACACCUUUGUGAGCUUCUUCACCCACUAUUUACAACCCUUUACUCAUCUUCCAACGAAGAGUUACCAUUAAUUUGUGAUUUUUAUGCAAAACAAAAAUUAAUUAAAAGAAAAACUCAUCAAACGCUAAAAGAAAGAUGUCGCGUAAAUGAUAUUUUUUUUUACCUUCCACACACAACACGCAAGAAGUUCAAACACAAAAUGCAAAUGCCACAAUAAAGGCAACUUUUAAAAGACAAAAA